CGAGGAUUGAAUUUGAAAUUGUGUUGGGGAAUUUUGACCGUGAGUGUGGCGUGACCUUGUGGCCUGUAAAUGCCAAAAUCCGUUUGCAUUGGUCAUUUUCCACCUCAUCUCGCCUUCACAUUGGAUGUAUAGUUCUUGUCAUCCCAUCAGAAUCCUUUGAUUGAAGUGCUUUUUAACUAUGCAUGAUACUGAAUCAAGACCGAACCUUAGUAGAUUUGUGAACAUAACUAAUGUCUCAGUCAGCAAACCUGCGACAUUUGAGAGUGAUUCCCAAUCGACAGGGGUUUAUCAGCCACCACACCUGGCUCCAGUUUUUUUCGAGGGAGUUAAAAGCAAGUCGUCAGCAGAGCGUGCAAAACUAAGGGCAGCUCGGUUUAUUCUAGAAGAUGUGGAUUUAAAUGAAUCUGAAGACUUACCGAAAGAAGUUUAUGUACGUUCAAUUCUCUUACUUCCUUCAGUUAAUCAGUUUGGAUGCGGUUCUGAAGAGAAUUCCGCACGAAAGAGAAUACAGGAAAAGCAACAGUAUGAAGAGGAGAACUUUGUCCGUUUAAAGACAACAAAGCAGGAGAAGAGAUUGCAACGUUCUUUCCUUCCAGGUGGACUGUCUGAUACAUCUUCAAGGUUAAGACAAAUGCAAAUACUGCUCCAAAGCUCAGACGAAGAAAUGGAAUAUAAACCACCUCCGACGAAGAAAAAGAAGAAACAACUUAAACGCCUGAGAUACAAGAAAGGACGCAGAAAGCGAAAAUAGUAUGGAUCUCUUGUACAUACUUCUACUUUGAAUAUGAGAAAUUCCUAUUCUUUCUGUUCUCUUCCUUUUUCAUGAAUAAGAUCACGGGUUUAUCUGAGUCAGUAAUAUUGUAAGCGAACUGUAAAAAAGACUUUUCUGUUUCAGUGUCGCAUUGUAUUUUUACGUCAUACUGUUCAAUACACACAUAUAUGUGACUUCAUUUAUUUCACAAAAACUAGUCACCAAUAUACUAUGGGAAAGUGACGCUUAGAAAACACCAUUCAACUGAAGCCACUCAGAGAAUAUUGCCUUUGAAGUAUUUUGCACAUAUUUGAGAACCUACAGUACAAAGUUCGUAAAUUAGUCUGUCAUUCACUGAUGUUUUCCUUAACACUGAGGAAGUAGUUUGAGCGCAUUCUGACAUAUGCCUUACUGAAGGGGGGUAUUUAGGAAGUGAAUACAAUUAUGAUUGUAGAUGGUUUCGAAACAAUAUCUCGUGUAAUGGGACUAUAGAGCAAGGAAUAAUAAAGUCGAGCGCGUAUUGUAUUAUUGGGUGAGGAAAACGAGUUAGACAAC
Molecule: messenger RNA, 1306 nt
Organism: Trichobilharzia regenti
Lineage: Eukaryota; Metazoa; Platyhelminthes; Trematoda; Strigeidida; Schistosomatidae
Source: the annotation of a GenBank genome assembly